AUGCCAUCAAAAAAUGAAUCGGUUUUGAACCCAAAAACUACGAAAUAUGAGUUUUUAGGGCCAAUUGGUGCAUUUCUAAUGAUUACAGUACUUCCAAUUCUUACUUGCGUUUUGCAUUUAAGCUGUCAAUUCGAUGACAAUCCAUCUCGUCAUAGGGUUGAGGGAACUCAGCUUCGUGAUGGCUCAAAAUUAAAAUACAAAAUGAAUGGAUUUUAUAGCAUGAUAUUAACAUUAUUUAUAAUUAUUUCCAUCCUAAAUACUAAAGGACAUGAACCUCUUUUAUUCAUUGAUGAUCAUUUUAUCGGUUUAAUUACUUCUUCAAUUAUUGUGGCUUUCAUCCUUUCGUUGUACGUUUAUUUAGAUUCAUUUCAAGAAGGAAAAUUAUUAGCGCUUGAAUUGAAUCCACGUAUUGGAUCAUUCGAUAUUAAGUGUUUUGUGGAACUUCGACCAGGUUUAAUUUGUUGGACUGUUGUAAAUAUAGCCAUGGCCAUUAAACAAUAUCAUGAACUUGGGUAUGUCACAAUUGGAAUGUUUUUAAUCUUAAUUUUUCAAGGGUGGUAUUGUAUUGAUGCUGUUUACAAUGAGCCUAUCACUACAGAUGGCUUUGGUUGGAUGUUGUCAUUUGGAAAUUUUACAUGGGUUGGGUUUUUAUAUACUCUUCAAGCAAGAUAUCUUGCUUUGCAUCCUGUUCAUUUAUCUCGGCUCCAAAUUAUAUUUAUAAUUUGUCUGCAAGCCAUUGGAUAUGCGAUAUUUAGAGGUGCAAAUAAUGAAAAAAUUAUUUUAGGAAUAAUCCUGAAGAUCCGAGAGUUAAGCGUAUAUUCUUUUUAUCCAUUCUAUUUAAAAUAUAUAACAACUGAGGCUGGUUCAAGAUUAAUUAUAUCUGGAUGGUGGGGAAGAGCAAGGCAUAUAAAUUAUCUUGGAUUUGAUGAUAUUUUACCAUACUUUUAUAUUGUAUAUUUUGCAGUAUUAUUAAUACAUCGAGAAUUUAGGGAUGAAGAAAAAUGUAAAAAUAAAUAUAAAAAAGAUUGGAAUAGAUACUGUGAAAUUGUAAAGUGGAGAAUUAUUCCUG
This is a messenger RNA of Dentiscutata erythropus, 1069 nucleotides long. NCBI's taxonomy places the organism in Eukaryota, Fungi, Glomeromycota, Glomeromycetes, Diversisporales, Gigasporaceae. The record is from the annotation of a GenBank genome assembly.